GUUUCGGCUCUCCCCUUGUGCAGAGCUGCGCCUGAAAGCGCGUAAUAUGCUCGAGUGCUUCGGGGUUGUCAGUCAAUCAAUUGUCAACUGAAGCAACCAGUGGCAAGUGUGGCAAACAAGGAAACAAAUGUUACAUCAGCAUCAUCGAAAGUUAAGAUGACAAAGAGCAAAUUACUGUGAACUUAACGUGAAGUGGAAAUUUGGAUUGAAUAUGAACGCUUUGUUACGAUGUCAUCGCCGUCGAGUGGCAUUUUCAAUCUUAUUGACCGCAUUGGGCUUCAUCAUCCCCAUCCACAUUAUUAGCAAAGGAUUCCAAAACUCUCGGACUUUUACCUUUGCCGAUUUAUUAAAAGCCCCGGGAACAUUACAACCACACGACCCUGAUCUUAUACAAUACCUUCAGGAUAACGUUCUCAUGGACAUUGCUCAGUUUCAGAAGACUAACCUUACAAAGGUGCCCAAACCGAGCCUGGGUUCAACCGAAUUCGGCCAAAUCAACCAGUCUGCCAUUAUUGACCACUUCCUACAAGGCAAACGGUCGGGCUUCUUCAUUGAAGCCGGAGCUUGGGAUGGGCAGUACCUGAGCAAUUCUUUGUUCUUUGAAAAAGAACGGGGCUGGACUGGCCUUCUCAUUGAACCCAAUACAGAGGCAUUUCAAAGUCUUAUGAUGAAUCCAGCUAGGAAUCGUUCAGUGGCCGCUAAUGCAUGCUUGUCCAUUCAUAAAUAUCCCGAGCAAGUCGCUUUCGAUUCGGCCGAUGUUUUCGGAGGCAUUUUAGAUACCGAUCAUUUGCCGGAUCAGAAUAUGAUGAAUCUUCGCAGUGGAAUAACAAAAGGGAGAUCAUUGUACAGGGUCCAAUGUUAUCCUCUGUACUCGCUAUUAUUGGCCAUGGGCAAUCCUACCGUGGAUUAUUUCAGUUUGGACAUUGAAGGAGCCGAGAUUAAGGUGCUCCUCACGAUACCAUUCGACAAAGUGAAUAUCAGGACCCUGUCCAUCGAAGUUGAACACUCUAAGAAAUCUGUGAUCCGAAAGAUGAUGACCAAAAGAGGCUACAAAUUGUAUAAGGCGCUCAAAACGGACUACAUCUACGUUAAAGAUGACAAUUCACACCCUUAAACAAUCUCAAAGAAGAGCUGUGCUCAAAAGUUUAUGUUGUCAGAAAGAUCACUGUUCUUAUUAUUCUCUCUACAAGCGUUGAUUCCUGUCUCAUUUUAUCAGAGCAAGGGUGACAAACACUACCACAAU
This is a messenger RNA of Tigriopus californicus, 1243 nucleotides long. RefSeq names its product protein Star-like. Bases 212 to 1114 code for a protein of 300 amino acids. The record is from RefSeq and is a predicted model, not a curated record. The transcript has 4 exons. Lineage: Eukaryota; Metazoa; Arthropoda; Copepoda; Harpacticoida; Harpacticidae.